GAACGCGCACGUAGCUGUCAGUAGGAAAUACUGUUCGUGUUGGAUGGUUGCACCCCUGCGCCUCUACUAGGAUAUAUUAAUGACACCUUUGUUUUUUCCGAUUCAGGAUGUAAACGCCUUAUUUGAAUUUUGGCAUCAAUUUCGUAGCAAUUCGGAAAGCCAUUCUGAUGCAUUUAGCUAGCCAGGCUAAGUGAAACGGGAUACCAAUAGCAUUAAUGCUAAUAGCUAAAUAAGGCUAAAAUAAGCUAAGUUAGCAGGACGGUUGCUGUCUUCUAACUGUUCGCUUCGUCUAGCAGCUCCUAUCCUGGUUUGUCCUUAUCGCGUUGUCUGUACACAGAGCAGUUGUGCAGAACCGGAGCUGUGGCGGGGAAAGGUGGCUACAGGAACCCCCUGGCUAUCCAGGCGGACGGACCGCAGUGACACGCCGGUUGUUGAGAAAUUAGAUUGGAACGAUGGCCGAGCUUUCCACCUUGUCUCCUUCCCCACCACCACUUGGGGAACCAGCUGCGGCUCCAUCUGUCGCUCCACCAGUGUUACCUGCUUCUAGCAGCCCCGGGUCUGCUGUGGAGGUGCCUGUACCUAAGUCUUCCCUCUACAACAACAAAGCUUUGACCGGAAACAUUUCUUCAGUACUUUCAUUAAGUUCAUCCUUGAUUGCUCAGCCUCCUAAAAGUUCCACUAAACCCACUGUAGACGCCACUGUACCAUUAUUGACACCAGAAGCUGCUCCUAAAACAGAGGAGCCUGUAGGAAAUAAACAAGAGCCUGCCACCAGUGACCAAACUGCUCCAGAUCUCUCGAAUACUGAUGUUAAAGAACUGGCAGCUCAGACAAAAGCUCUAGAUGAAUCAUUAUCUCCCGACUUAAAUCCUGGUCCUAAUCUCUCCCCAAAUGUCCAUGUUUCCUCUAACUCAAUCCCCGUCGACAUUGCUGCGCCUCAAACAAGUUCGGAUAUCAUCCCAACACCUGCUCUUCCAACAGCAAGAGUAGAGGAGAAACCUCAGCCACCACCACAAUCACAAAAACCUCAAAAUGAGUCACCUUUUCUGUCCCCAAAGCAUGUUCCUUUGAGCGAUACUACACCGACCAGAGCAGCACCACAUAGCCCAACUCUUCCUGUGAUCCAAGAGCCAGCUGCCCCACUACCAAACCCCAAAAUGGCCCCUGACAACCUAAGCUAUCUGGACUCAGCCAGCCUGAUGUCUGGGACACUGGAGUCCCUGUCUGGAUUGGGAGAGGACGGGAGCUCUCUGGGCUCAGACUCUGAGAUCAAUGGCCUAACCAUGAGACGCACUGAUAAAUAUGGAUUCCUGGGUGGGACUCAGUACAGCGAAGGAGCCGAUAAGAAAAUUCAAGUCGAAGUUGCAAGGCAAAGGGAGAUGAAAUGGUUGGAUAUGUUUUGCCACUGGGACAAAUGGGUCAAACAUCGCUUUCAGAAGGUGAAGCUGCGCUGCAGGAAGGGAAUUCCAUCUUCACUCCGGUCCAAAGCCUGGCAGUUACUGUCUGACAGCCAGAAGCUGCUCGAAGAAAACCCUGGGAAAUUUGAGGAGCUGGAGAGAGAACCAGGUGAGGCUAAAUGGCUGGAUAUCAUAGAGAAAGAUCUUCAUCGGCAGUUCCCUUUCCACGAGAUGUUUGCUGCACGUGGAGGACAUGGACAACAAGAUUUGUACCGAAUCCUGAAGGCCUACACUGUCUAUCGGCCUGAUGAGGGUUACUGUCAGGCCCAGGCUCCAGUGGCUGCAGUGCUUCUCAUGCACAUGCCUGCAGAGCAAGCCUUUUGGUGCCUCGUCCAGAUUUGCGAAAAGUAUCUUCCUGGCUAUUACAGCGCCGGGCUGGAAGCGAUUCAGCUGGAUGGCGAGAUCUUUUUCUCUCUUCUCCGACGUACAUGUCCUAUGGCAUACCGCCAUCUUAAGAAGUUCAAGAUUGAUCCAAUCCUGUACAUGACGGAGUGGUUCAUGUGCAUAUUCUCACGCACCUUACCGUGGUCCUCUGUUCUGCGUGUCUGGGACAUGUUUUUCUGUGAAGGAGUGAAGAUAGUAUUUCGUGUGGGCUUGGUGCUGCUGAAGCAGAUGCUGGGCUCUGUAGAUAAGCUCCGGGAACUGCAGGGCAUGUACGAGACCAUGGAGCGCCUCAGAAACAUCUCACCCGAUACUAUCCUAGAGGACAUACUUGUACAGGAGAUCAUAACGCUCCCAGUGACGGACGCGCUCAUUGAGAAGGAAUGCAACAUUCAGGUGAGGAAAUGGAGGGAGUCUAGAGGGGAGCUGACCCACCAGCCAGGCCGCCGGCUCCACGGAACAAGAGACAUCUAUGAGUACAAGCGACGGGCUUCUGCCAUCAGCUCAGGAGGGAGCUUUUCUUUCCUCGGAAGCCCAGCGCCACCCCCUGGACCCCUGCGAGCCUCUUCCAGCCUCCUCUCCCUCCCUGGCUUCCGUAAAUCUCGGGCUCCUUUCCACUCCCAGCCUAAAAAAAGCUCCUUCUCCGGGCCUGCAGGGUUGGAAGGUUUUCCUCCCUACUCUCCUCCGGCUCUUGUCUCAAGCCAAAAACCACCUAUUCCUCCAGGAGCAGGUCAGAAGGCGUCAGCACCACAUGUUCAAAGCCCAUUAGUUGGUGGCUCAGUUGGAUCAUCCCACGGGCCAGCUCCAGCUUCAGAGAGCACCUCCGCACAAAGCCAAGCGGCGCCUCCGGCACCCGCACAAAGCACACCUCCGCCUAACACACUGUCCCCCUCCCCUAAGAUCGUCUCGGAGCAGAUCACUCCCACCAUCCCUUCUCCUACUGCUAACAACGCCCCUUUGCAACCAGAGCCCUCAAAAGAAGCAGCAUCAUCAGCGUCUGGAGAGGAAGAAGGGAAGAAAAAGAAGAAAAGCAAAGAAGAUAAAAAGAAGGAAAAGGAAGAUGAGAAGAAAAAGCUCAAAGAAAAGAAGGAGAAGGAAAAGCUUGAGAGGGAAAGGGCCAAGAAAGAAAAGGAGAGGCUAGAAAAGGAGAAAAGGAAAGGGGGCAAGAAGAAGGACAAAGGGGUUGCAGAGGCAGAAGAGAAGAACGGAGCUACAGCAGCGAGAGAAUCAACCUAGUUUCUUCACCCAGUCAUUUCAUGAUAAUGAAAAGGGAAGAUGGGAGAAAAAACAGGUCAAAAGAACAAAAGAGCUUCUGAAACGGUGAUCAAUUUCAAAUCUGGGAUGAUUUCCUGUAUGUUGCAUCAUUUUGGAGACUUUAUAUGUAUCAAGGACUAUGAUGGAGACGACUGGAUUGUUGUUUUAAAAGCACCUUGAGGUGUAUUUAACUCUCUAAAUGCUUUUUGUUUCCCUCACUUUGAGUUUUAUUGACGUUGGAUGCAUUUUUAUAACUGGAGCACAGACUUUCAAUUGUUUUUUUGUUUUUUUCGCUGAAAAGCGUACAUUCAUUACUUUCUUUUUAUUCUUUCUCAAGACUGAUGGCAGAAUUUAAAGAAACAUGAGGGAUGGGGUAGAAGCUGUAACAUAGUACUUGAUAUUAAUUUAAAUUAAAACUUAGCCGCAGCUCACAGGGUUAACACUCCAUGUUUUCUCUCAAGUCUUACCUGUGGAAAGGUUUAACUGGAUCCAUGGGGAAAAUAAAGCAGCCAUCUCAAAUCGGGGCACUGAAGACAAACAAAAAAGGCUUUUUAUGAUGUUGAGGAUAUAUUUAUUGUCUUAGUAAAUGUGUAUGAGAGUGUGUGUGUGUGUGUGUGCGCCUUAGUAGAGUAGUGAAAUGUGUCAAUGUUCAGUGUGCGGUCCACUGCAGCCUGCUUUCUCUGUGUAAUUUCAAACUAAUGUCGAAUCAUUGCUGCAGUUCUUCCCAAAACAUUAAUUUAUUCUUUAGUACAGAUCUGAUGGCUGAUGAAUACAGUGCCGCUCAGAACCCUUCGUUUCAGCCAUUAAUUGUUUCUGAGGGAAAAUAUGUAUACAACAAGCAACUGCCAGGUAGUAAAAGAAAAAGAAUACUUUGCAAAAAAGCUCAUGUGAUUUGGAUUUAAGAUUAACACACAGGCUCAGAUAUAAAUACUCCACUAAUAUGUUUUCAUGUUAUAUUUGCAUGUUGCAGAGAACUUUUUUUUUUUUUUGCGACUCCUCUUAUAGUUGUGCCUGGAUUUUUGACCAGUUGAGGUAAUAGUUAGCUUGUAGGAAUGGGCCCUUUUUUUAUUUAAAGCAUAGUCCAGUUA
This is a messenger RNA of Cyprinodon tularosa, 4180 nucleotides long. RefSeq names its product TBC1 domain family member 10A-like. Bases 453 to 3074 code for a protein of 873 amino acids. The transcript is spliced from 10 exons. Lineage: Eukaryota; Metazoa; Chordata; Actinopteri; Cyprinodontiformes; Cyprinodontidae. The record is from RefSeq and is a predicted model, not a curated record.